AUGUCGUGCGUUCUGGUUAGUUCGACCGGAGUCCAGGUGCUUUUGGAGGAUGGACGAGCCGUGUUGUUGGGUCGCGGUCCGGACACCGGAGUUGCCGACAAGAAGUGCUCAAGACACCAGGUGAAGGUGGUGGCUUGCUUUGCAGACCAGGAUGUGGUUAUUACUCAGUUGGGUCCUAAUCCUAGUUUCUUGGAGGGUGAGAAGCUUGGCCGUGGGCACUCUGGUAAACUCAGUCAUGGUGGAACCCUCUACCUGGUAAACAAGCAAUACCAAUUUAAAGUGUGCUUUACUAAGAGCCUAGCUAGAGCUUCUUCCACUACGGUACAAAGAGGGAUCAAAGAUGCAAACAGAAAAAAAGAUGGGAAGAAUGGCAACGACAAAGGGUCACCGUGGAGCCCACCUAAGCGCAGUAUUAAAGAUUUCUUUUCUUCCUCUCCCAUGAAGUCAUCAAAAAGGCCACUUAGCCCAGUGGAAGGGCAUUGUGAUGCAAAGCGCUACAGAGAUGAGGAAGUUGGGAAUAAGGCGGAGGCAAGUGAAGAUGAGGACGAGAAACGAGCAGAAGAAAAGCUCAGGCAGCUCCAGGACUUGGCAGAGACUGCCAUGAGUGAAAGCUGUAACAAGCGCAGCCAACCUGCGUCUACUGCUCUCUCAGCCUGCGUGAAGAGCAUUUGGCAGCAGAUUGGCAGCCUCAUGCUUUAUACGGCGGCAGGCGUCAGAGGAAGUGACAAGAUUGCUGGGUUUGACAUAGAUGGCUGCAUCAUCACAACUAAGUCUGGCAAAGUCUUUCCCACCGCACCAGAUGACUGGAAGAUUCUCUACCCCGAAAUUCAACCUCGGUUGGCCAAUUUAAUCAAGAAAGGAUACAAGGUGGUAUUUUUUACCAACCAAAUGGGGAUUGCUAAAGGAAAAUUGAGACCAGAAGUGUUUAAAUCAAAAGUGGAGGACAUCCUCACAACAUUACAGCUACCUGUGCAGGUGUUUGUAGCAACUGGUCCGGGAAUAUACAGGAAACCAGUGGUGGGAAUGUGGACUCAUUUGUGUGAAAAGGCCAAUGAUGGUGUUCUUGUGGACAAUGCGCAGAGUUUUUAUGUUGGAGAUGCUGCAGGUAGACCUGAGAACUGGGCUCCAGGGAAAAAGAAGAAAGACUUCUCUUGCAGUGACCGGCUGUUUGCUCUGAAUCUCGGCCUGCUGUUCCACACCCCAGAGGAGUAUUUCCUGGGCUGGAAGACUGCCUCUUAUAAUUUACCACAAUUUGACCCUAGGAAACUCGACUCUACAGCCAGGCUCUAUGACCCGCCAUCUGCAUCCCUCACUUCAAGCAAGAGAGAGGUCAUUGUUGCCGUGGGCUUCCCCGCAUCGGGCAAGUCCACAUUCUUCCAAACCCAUGUUAUUCCAAAGGGUUAUGUGUACGUUAACAGGGACACGCUUGGUUCAUGGCAGAAAUGUGUGGCGGCAUGUGAGCAGGCAUUGAAGGAGGGCCGCAGUGUCGCCAUAGACAACACCAACCCAGAUCCCGAGUCUCGCAAACGUUAUUUGGAAGUGGCUAAAGCUGCGGGUGUGUCCUGUCGUUGUUUUCACUUCUCAGCCUCUAUGGAACAAGCCAAACACAACAACAGAUUCCGUGAAAUGGCACCUUCAGACACCAAACAUAUGAAAGUCAAUGACAUGAUUUUCCAGAGCUAUAAGAAACAUUUUGUGGCACCAGCUCUUUCUGAGGGGUUCUCAGAGAUUCUCAGCAUCCAUUUUGUCCCUAACUUCAAAGACAGCCAAUCAGAAAUCUUGUUCAGACAGUUCUCUGAAGGCUGA
Messenger RNA from Nerophis lumbriciformis (worm pipefish), 1806 nucleotides. NCBI's taxonomy places the organism in Eukaryota, Metazoa, Chordata, Actinopteri, Syngnathiformes, Syngnathidae. The record is from RefSeq and is a predicted model, not a curated record.